This is a messenger RNA of Colletotrichum spaethianum, 1065 nucleotides long. RefSeq lists its product as uncharacterized. The coding region runs from base 1 to 1065 and encodes 354 amino acids. The record is from RefSeq and is a predicted model, not a curated record. NCBI's taxonomy places the organism in Eukaryota, Fungi, Ascomycota, Sordariomycetes, Glomerellales, Glomerellaceae. The transcript has a single exon.
AUGGCCAAGUUCUCCCUUCUUACGGCAGUGCUGGCACUCGCCUCCUCCGUCGCUGGCCAGUGCGGUGCGGGCACACCUGACGCCAGAGUCACCGGCUCUGGAAGCUCUUUCGUAGCGACCAAGGGAUCCAGCCAGGUUUACGCCGGCUCUGACUACCGUGCCGCCAUCCAGGCCGCCAUCGACUCCAUUUCAAGUGGCCAACGCGUCUCGGUCAUUGCCUCUGGCUCCAUCGGUGCGAGCACCAUAACCAUUGGCAGCGGCAAGACCUUCGAGGGUUGCGGAACUAUCAAUGUCGCUCUUCGAUCUGGCCGUGGCGCCAUUGAGGUCACCAACGCCUCGGGAGUCAAAAUCCCCUACCUCUCCAUGACCGGCAACCCAUACUUCGGUCUGCGCUUCUACGGCACCAAGGACCUCACCCUUGGCGCCAUCAACAUGAACCUCAGCGGCGGCCUCGGUAUCCGUUUCGACCGCGACCAGGCCGCCAACUCGAACGUCAAGAUGGGCACCAUUACCGUCAACGGCGCCGGCAGUCACGCCGUCGAGACCUGGAACAUCGACGGACUCACCAUCGACCAAGUCAUCGCCAAGAACUGCGGUGAGUCUGGACUGCUGCUCCAGAAGACCACCAACGCCCGCGUCGGGCUCGUUGACGGCAACAACGUCGGCGCUGGCACUGGCUACGGAACCCUCCGCUUCGCCAACAACAACGGCCAGCUGUCCAACGGAGCUUACACCACCAACGUCUUCAUCACCAAAGUUGUCUCCCGCGGCGGUGGCCGUGGCAUUUUCUGCGUCUCCCAGUCUGGUGGUGCCGAGAUCGGCAGCAUCGACCUUGCCAACAACGGCAACAACGCCAUCCUCAUCGAGAACUGCUACGGUGUCACCAUCAAGGGCGGCACCGUCAACGGUGGCGGCGAGGUCCGCAUCUCCGCCCGCACCGAGUUCCCCAACACCCGUGACAUCUCCAUCACUGCUAGAGUCGAUGGCACCACCGUCCGCGAGUCCCCUUGUGGUACCAACAUCAAGUGGAACCUGUCCGGAAAUGGCGCUCGCAACAUCUGCUAA